Penicillium salamii is the source of this 1791-nucleotide messenger RNA. The record is from the annotation of a GenBank genome assembly. NCBI's taxonomy places the organism in Eukaryota, Fungi, Ascomycota, Eurotiomycetes, Eurotiales, Aspergillaceae.
AUGUCGACAGGAUAUUUGAAGCCGGAAUAUCCAGACCCGGCACUGAGGAGAAAGCCGGUGUCCAACCCCAACUUACGGGCUACGGCGUAUGCCGAUCAUCGGGGAUUGACAGCUGCUGCCAGUACCCCAACUCUGGUACCCCUUCAGCCCCCGUCUUAUACCGACCUAUAUGGCCCACCCCCGAGAACUCCAAGGACCCCAAGUCCAGGCUUGCCACCAAGACCUCGGACGGCUGGAUCAACAACAUCUCCAGCUCCUCAAGGCCCAACAUCAGUGCAGAAGGCAUACACCGAAGCUCGGCAUUUCCUCGGUGGCCUGAUCAAUCAUCCUACAGAAUCAAACAAGCAUGUCACUAUUUUACGACAUUCCCAUGGCUUGGUGUUCUAUCGCGGAAACACAACAUCGGUUGCGAUUUCAAUUUUCUCCGAUGCACCUCUUCCACCCGACCGUACAUUGUGGUUACAAAAUAGGGGUUGGUCGGGCAACACGGGUAUGCAGGUCAAGUCGUUCCUUCGUCUAAGAGACAGCUGGCUGGAUGUGACGCCCGGGAUGCCGUUAAGGGCAGACCAAGUGGCUCCAAAUGAUGAGCGAGCCUGGCAACGCGACAUUAAGAAGUUUCGGAAAAAGGCAACCACUCGUCCACGCAAUAAACAUGAGCUGCGGGAAACUUCUGUGGUACGCAUACCUUCCGAAGCAGGUGAUGGCUAUUUCCAGCUGGUUCUCUGCCAGGGACCGAAGAAAAAGGUGCUCGGCAACAGCCCUGUGUUCCGUGUGCUGUCAACAUCCACUGCCCCGAGUUCUAUCCGCGGCGCUAGCUUGAGCACUCUACCGGUAGAGGUUGGGGCCAUGGUUUUGAGUGUCUAUGCCCAAACCGCAGCCCGCACCGCAGCUGCCCCUGCCGCUGUAGCCAUACAAGCCAGAGUAGAUCGCUUGGCCCCUUCCAGGGUGACAAAAGCUGUGGCUCAAAAAGUAUACACGACAAGUGGAGCCCAAAGCAGAGUUGGUGGCAUAAUUAACGGGCCUCAUGGACCUAUUGGCCAAUUCCAGCCAAAUCCAACAAGCCCAGAGCUCAUGAGAAACGAACCGGUUUCCAUCGAUGUUGGGCCUCAGCCACCAUAUCCAAUGUCGUUCAAAGCUCGUUGUCUACCUACUCAGUCACUAUCUCUGGACAGAGUGGAAGAACCGUCAAAAUUCAAUCUGACAAAAAUCCCCGAAUGGAUCACAGACCAACUGAGAGGUUAUUAUUUUGGCUGGGCUCGUUAUGAUAUUGCACUAAACAAUGGAUCCUCAGUGAGUGCGUGGCGCCCGGCCAUCUUGUCUGUAAGAGCGAUGGAUCCUCUUCAGGCCGCUAGAGUGAAUCUGGCACAGAUUGCCAAACGCACGGUCGCGCUUCGCCUCCUCCACACCGGUCCUCCACAAGCCGAGAGAAUUGAGGUUCGAAUUUUGGGGUACCUCCGAGCCGAAAUUCCUCCACCGACCGGAAAUACGAGUAAACAACUAGCCGAGGCGCAGGCUACCGCUUUGGAGGCGGCCAUGCUUGCCGAUGUGUACGAUACAUCCGUUGUGCAAGACACUCUCGCCCACCCGGCGUGGGCUGCGGAACAUCAUACCUUGGAACUUCAACAGAAUACGAACUGGAUUGACCGCACCCAAGAGGGAUUUGCCAAUAUUAUUACACGUGGGCAGAAGUUGGUCGAGCAGGUUCCACUGCACAAAAUUGGAGUUCGAUCCGUCACCGAUGAAAUCAGAGAGAGUCAGAUCGCUGUAAAUGGGUAUUUCAUUGUCCGGUGA